AGUCUCCUCAUCUUUCCCCAGCAGACGAAUCCGAGCCGCUGUUUUCACUCAGCGACGAUAUAAUGUCGGAUUUCGAGGAGUUUGAGAAGCAGCUGAGCGAGAAUCGACAAGAGAGAGAAAGAGAGAGGCACAAAAAGAGGAGUCGCAGCGGAUCUCCUGGCCGAGGCGACAAGCAUCGCAGCUGGAGCAAAGACCGAGGGAGUCGCAGCCGAGAGAAGAGAAGCCGGAGUCGAGACAGAAAGAGCCGAGACCGCCGGAGCUCCUCGCGGGACCACAAGAAGCACAGCCACUCUCCGAGGCGAACAAGAAAGAAAAGGACCUGCAAGUACUGGGAUGUGCCUCCUCCUGGCUUUGAACACAUCACACCAAUGCAAUACAAAGCUAUGCAAGCGGCCGGUCAGAUACCAACAAUAGCUCUGCUGGCAACGUCCACCACCACCGGAGUGGCUGCAGCACCGACACAAGUGCCCAUCGUCGGCAGUCAGAUGACAAGACAAGCAAGGCGCCUCUACGUUGGAAACAUCCCCUUUGGAGUAACUGAGGAGUCCAUGGCGGAGUUCUUCAACGCUCAGAUGCGUCUCGCGGGCCUCUCGCAAGCCCCGAGCAACCCCGUCCUCGCUGUGCAGAUUAAUCAGGAUAAGAACUUUGCUUUCCUAGAGUUUCGAUCUGUAGAUGAGACGACGCAGGCCAUGGCCUUCGAUGGAAUCAUUUUCCAGGGUCAGUCGCUGAAGAUCAGACGACCUCACGACUAUCGGCCUUUACCCGGCAUCUCAGAGCAGCCUGCUUUCCACGUCCCAGGUGUCGUCUCCACCGUCGUUCCCGAUUCCCCCCAUAAACUGUUUAUAGGAGGCCUGCCCAACUACCUUAAUGACGACCAGGUUAAGGAGCUCCUGACGUCGUUCGGGCCGCUCAAAGCGUUCAAUCUAGUGAAGGACAGUGCCACGUCACUGUCGAAAGGUUACGCCUUUUGUGAAUACGUGGACGUCAGCGCCACUGAUCAGGCAGUAGCUGGGCUCAAUGGGAUGCAACUGGGCGACAAAAAGCUGAUCGUUCAGAGGGCAAGUGUGGGAGCCAAAAAUGCCAAUCCUACCUCCAUCAUAGAGACCCCGGUGACGCUACAGGUGCCUGGGCUGCAGAGGCUGCAGAACUCUGGCAUGCCCACGGAGGUGCUGUGCCUUCUCAACAUGGUGAUGCCGGAGGAGCUGGUGGACGACGAGGACUAUGAGGAAAUUCUGGAGGACAUCCGCGAGGAGUGCUGCAAGUAUGGCAGCGUCCGCUCCAUCGAGAUCCCCCGGCCCGUCGAUGGCGUGGAAGUCCCCGGCUGCGGAAAGAUCUUCGUGGAGUAUGUUUCUGCUGCAGACUGUCAGAAAGCCAUGCAAGCCCUCACCGGCCGCAAGUUUGCCAACAGAGUGGUGGUCACCAAAUACUACGAUCCAGACAUGUAUCACAGACACGAGUUUUGAGAAGCACAGACGAGUCCCUCCUCCUUUCUGUUUGUCAGCUGGGGUUUCGCUCUGUUUCUUUCCUCCUCUGAAUGUUGUGAACGUGUCCUUUAGAGACUAGACCUGGAAAAAGUUUUAUUCCAUCAUCCUUUUCACAAAACUGGACUGCAGUGUGUGUCUCUUCAGUGCUGAAUAACUCCCAGCUUUCGCCUAAUAUACAAACAGUGAACUGAACAAAAAAGAAAAAAACAAAUACUGUAGUAUACAUUACAUUUGCAGUAGAAUGAAUGUGACAUGUAUCUUACCUAAACUAAUACUGCCUGACAAUGCCAGAGUAGCUGUCUAUCGAGAAUGCACUAUAUGAGAAAAAACUACAGUCAAAUGUUUAGAUUUUCUUCCUGAGCACAAACAUUUAUUUCUGUUUUAGAUUUGAAAAGCCAUCUGUAUGUUUAUUGUGUGGCUAUGAGAGGAGAGAGAAAAAAAAAAGGUUGUAUUUAUUUAUUUAUUUUUCCAAAGUAAUAUUUCCUGCUAUACGCGUCACAUAAUAAUGUUCUUUAAACAUAUACAAUGCUAUUUACCUAUACUGCUUACACGGACUAAAUGUUGACUUGUUUUUUUCAAAAUGAGAGGAAACAUUUGUCAGUAUAGCCUCAAAGGUGAUUUUGUAAAUAUAAAAUAUCAGUGUCUAAAGAAAAGAGAUCUAUGUGAUUGGAAAGAUGCGCUAGAAGCUGUUUGAAUUAAAAAAUACGAAUGUGAAUAAAAACUGAAAUGUCUGGGUUGAAAAUAUUUGAUCAAUCAAACAAUAGGACCUUUGACCGUUUAUUAAGCCCCUCUCCUAAGCAGUGUUUGACCAAUCAUUGGUUAGCAACCAUUUUCCUAACAGCCUUUAACCAAUAGCAGUCACUCCGGUGUGAUUAACCAAUCGUAGCUUGGCGGCCAUGACAAGGCGCGGGUAGAACGUAUCGGUAUUCUCGUAAGCUGCUUGUGUUAGCAUGUCCGGCUAACUAGCUUAGUACCUACAGUAGUGACCAAGCGCUAUUUCCGAGGCUAAGAAGUACUUAAUUGGUGCUAACUUCAUUAGCUUGUGCGGUUACAGGCAAUGAAAACUCUUUAGUCACUCCUGGCUGUGUAGUAUUAAUUUACCGUACAGAAGCUGGCCAUGGAUGCUAUCGAAGUUUAAGCUAAUGUUAGCCGUGCUGCUAUUGGAUUUUGGGGAUGUUUACACUUCCUGUCUUGAAUUUAUUGUUAUCUCAUUUUGUCAGUAUUUCCCCAUUGGAUUCAACAGUAAAUCCAAGAAAUAUCAAUAAUUAAUCAUUACCAGUACCCUGGACCUGGAUGAGUAGCAAAAAAAUCAAUGACAAAUGUGUUAAAAACUGUGCAAUAUGGACUUUACAUUCAGUCAGAGGUCUGGGCCAGUGGCUUUAGAGAUCUUCCAGCCAGUUUUGUGUUCAACUCGGAUACAAAAGCAGUUUUUUUACAACAAAUAUUACUCCCUUCAGAGGGUAAUAAUGGCUGUUUAGGACACUGUGCAACUCGUAAAUUGCAGUCUCUGCAAGUUAGGAUGUGUGUUAGCCUAUAUUUCAGACCCAACUGUUGUGUCAAUAGUUUUCUAAUGUGGUCGUCACAUUUCUGAUGGUGUUUCAUGUGAUAAUGCUCCAUCGUGUUUUACAACUAUUAUCGACUGAUUAUUAAACUGAAGCUUGACUUUUAAAAACGGUAUCGCAAAUCAUAUUGCCUAUCUGUCCAAAAAAUUGCAAUUAGAGGUUUAUUAAAAUAGUCAUUCUGAUGCAUUUAAAAAAAAAAAAAAACAGCACACGUAGCAUUAGCUGACAAAUCUAACACAACUGUUUCUUCAGCUGGUGAACUCACCAACCAGAAAUCAGAAGGUACUUUUGUCCCUUGCUGUCUUUAAUCAACUUUACUUCACAAAGUACUUUGAAUCCUGAAUCUGCAGCCAUAAUAGCAAAGUUACCUCAGUGGUUGGGGCUUAAUAACUGGUCAGUUGUGUCCAUCUAACUAGCAGUGCUCUGUAACCUGUGAUCAAAGUCUGAAUAACGAAACCAAACCUGUCUUCAGGGUCUCACCUAAACAAUAAUGCGGAUAUGCACAUGUUGAGAGAAGCACCUUUAAGUUUUGUAGAUAGCAUAUGGAUGAAUUCAUUUUUAAAGCUUUAUUCUUUGUGUGCCAUUUUGCGUCUGUUGAAGAAAAUGUCUGAUGUUGAAGCAUUAAUUUAUUACAAAAUAUCUUGAAUCUGCUUAGAAAGUGCAGGCACAAAUAUGGUAUUUGAACUAAUAUAUCUGGAAUUGGAAUGAAAGCCUAGUUUGCACAUAUAGUGAACUAUCUGUUCUGUUUCAAAGGAAGCAAAUUGUAUUUUGGUGUAAUAAGCAGAACAUAUCACCCUGUGACAAACAACUACUGUAUUUUAUACAUUUUUGGAUGGCCAAAAAUUUCAAAACAUUUUUAGUUUGUAUAAUCCCUGCCACUGCCAUUGCCUUGAAUAAAUGCUUGCAUCACU
Molecule: messenger RNA, 3957 nt
Organism: Stegastes partitus (bicolor damselfish)
Lineage: Eukaryota; Metazoa; Chordata; Actinopteri; Pomacentridae
Product: splicing factor U2AF 65 kDa subunit-like
Exons: 11
Coding region: 63-1463 (466 amino acids)
Biological process (GO): mRNA processing
Cellular component (GO): nucleus
Molecular function (GO): RNA binding
Source: RefSeq, a predicted model, not a curated record